Messenger RNA from Lolium perenne, 3104 nucleotides. Its product is annotated as serine/threonine-protein kinase/endoribonuclease IRE1. The record is from RefSeq and is a predicted model, not a curated record. Gene Ontology annotation, molecular function: ATP binding; protein serine/threonine kinase activity; RNA endonuclease activity. Lineage: Eukaryota; Viridiplantae; Streptophyta; Magnoliopsida; Poales; Poaceae. Gene Ontology annotation, cellular component: IRE1-TRAF2-ASK1 complex. Gene Ontology annotation, biological process: protein phosphorylation; intrinsic apoptotic signaling pathway in response to endoplasmic reticulum stress; mRNA processing.
CCAAUCCCCCAUCGCGCGCCGGUCAAAUCUCCGAGCUCGAGCUGCCACUUCCCCUCUCCUUCGUCGUCCCGAUCAAUCAGGUCAGGAAGAACGAUUCCAGAAGCCUCCUUCCCCGCGAAGCAAUCCAACCAACUGCCCAGAUCCAAACCAAACCCCCGCCCAAAAUCCUCCGCCGCGAAACCCUAGCCUCGCUCCAUGCCCUCCCGCCACCCUCGCCGAUGAGGUCGCUCCGCCGGGUGCUCCUCCCGCUCGUCCUCCUCUCGGGCCUCGCUUUCCGCGGGGUCCGCUUCGACGACGCGGCCGCCGCCCCGGCCCCCCUCCUCCUCCCGUUCCCCCUGCCGCCGCAGCAGCCCCUCGCGCUCCCCGCUGGCGGACGGCCACAGGAUGAGUCCGACUCCACGGAGAUCGUCGCGGUGCCGCCGCCACUGCCGCCCAGGGAGCUCCUCGUCAGGCCGCCGCGCCGCCAGUCCGUGCCGGCCAACGUGGUGCCAGAGGAGACGGAGCCAGCCGUCAGAUCCGAGCUACAAUUUUAUGACAAUGGCACAAUUCAGCUUGUGGACCGUCUAUCACAAGCUCCCCUGUGGCACUUCUCCACUGGACCGCCUAUUUCUAAACACAUUACUACAACAAACUCUGAUUUGAGCUAUCUCAUAUAUCCUAUGGAUGAGUCUGAUCUUGUGGAAGUUCAUAAUGGCACCGGCGUGAAACUUCCCUGGGAAAUGGAAGAGUUCAUUGCUAGGACUCCAUACAUACGGGAUUCUGUGGUUACUAUUGGAUCAAAAACUUCAACUAUUUUUGCUGUUGAUGCUGAUAGUGGUGAGAUCAUUUACAAGCAUAGCCUGCCGCCUGCCUUGAAUGAAUCGGGAGAAUCCCCGGUUGAAGAAGCACCAUCCAAGUUAGAUGCUGGUAGAAGUCCUAAUAUCAUUGUGGUUGUGAGAACUGAUUAUUCUCUAAGUGCAUCAGAUCUUGGUGUACACUUAUUUAACUGGACAAGAACUUCUUUCUCUGCUAACUACUAUGUGAAACACAGCCACUCAGAUAUGCUUGAACAAUCAUCCUGUCUGCGAGGAAAUAUUCCAUGCAUUAGGACCAAUGGUGUACCGCUCAAACUUACUUUACCUGAUUCCAGUACAGCGAAUGCACUUGUCUUGCUAGAUGUCAACAAAGUUACCACUAGGGAUGAUGCUGAUGCUUUGAAACUACUUGGUACUUUGGUGAACUCACGACAAGCUGGUAGUAAGUCUGGUGUAGUCCUGGAAGGCACUCAGAAUCGAACUGUUGGUGGUGCUCUUGGUCGUCUUGUUUCUGCACAUCCUCAAACCAAUAGGUCCACUUAUAAUGCUUAUGGAUUUUUAUUCCCUGUGCUUUCCUUAUUGGUGCUCCUCGCUUGGCUGGUGAGGUGGGCCUAUUCAAGCAAGUCUUGCAGGCAAUUCAUGAGUCUACUUAUGAAGCCAUUUGUCCGUGAAAAGAAAUCGAUCGACCUUAGAGGCAAGUCAGAGGGAGCUUCUAAGAGAAGAAAAACACGGAAGAAAGAUGGAAUGUCCAACAGCACCGAGAUCGGUUCAGCAUCUGACAAAGAGAGUAGUGGAACUGGUGGGUCAAAUGAGACGCCAAAUGCACUCCCUUAUGGCCUUGAUGGUUGUCAGAUUGGUAAACUUCGUGUUCACAAAAAAGAAAUUGGUAAAGGGAGCAAUGGCACAGUGGUCUUUGAGGGUUCGUAUGAUGGCCGUGAAGUUGCAGUGAAAAGGCUGCUACUAUCACACACAGAUAUAGCACAAAAAGAGAUUGAGAAUCUUAUUGCAUCUGAUCGUGAUCCUAAUAUUGUCAGGCUGUAUGGCUGUGAUCAGGAUGACAACUUUGUUUAUAUCUCCCUUGAGAGGUGCCGCUGCAGCUUGGCUGAUUUAAUCCAACAGCAUACAGAUCCAGCACUUUCAGAUGUUGAGAGAAUAGAUGUAGAACUGUGGACGCAGGAUGGACUUCCUUCCGUGCAACUCCUAAAGCUAAUGAGAGAUGUUGUUGCUGGUCUUGUGCAUUUGCAUAGUUUAGGAAUCAUACAUCGCGAUUUGAAGCCUCAGAAUGUUUUAAUAAGUAAGGAAGGACCUUUCAGUGCGAAGCUUUCAGAUAUGGGUAUCAGUAAGCGCUUGCAAGAGGAUAUGGCUUCACUUAGCCAUCAUGGCACUGGAUUUGGAAGCUCUGGUUGGCAAGCACCGGAACAGCUUCGUCAUGAAAGUCAGACUCGUGCAAUGGAUUUAUUUAGUUUGGGCUGCCUUAUUUUCUAUUGUAUCACUAAAGGCAAGCAUCCGUUUGGUGAGUACUAUGAACGGGACAUGAACAUUAUAAAGGGCAACUUUGAUCUCUUCGUGGUGGAUCACAUACCAGAAGCAGUGCAUCUUAUUUCUCAGCUGUUACAACCAAAACCGGAAGACAGACCAACAGCAGUGUACGCGAUAAAUCAUCCUCUCUUUUGGAGCCCUGAGUUAAGGCUGUUGUUUCUAAGAGAUAGCAGUGACAGAGUUGAGAAAACCACUGAAACUGACCUCCUUAAUGCUCUAGAAAGCAUAGGGCAUGAAGCUUUUGGUGGAAAAUGGCGAGAAAAGUUGGAUGAUGGCCUGGUUGCCGACAUGGGUCGUUAUAGGAAAUAUAAUUUUGAGUCAACUCGUGACCUUCUCAGGUUGAUUAGAAACAAGUCAGGACAUUACAGAGAGCUUUCAGCUGAUUUAAAGGAAUUACUUGGGUCACUGCCCGAGGGAUUUGAUCGCUACUUCUCCAGCCGAUUUCCAAAGCUGCUGAUUGAAGUGUACAAGGUUAUGUAUGUGCAUUGCAAGGAUGAGGAAGCUUUCAGGAAAUAUUUCAUUGGAAGCUCGGUAUAACCAUAGCCCAUAGGAGAUGCCAUCUCUCUAGUGUAUGCACUGACAACCUUCACCUACCAACAUGUGUGUAUAUGUGAUAUGUAUCAUACUACCAUGGAAAGAAAUCAUAGGGUAUGUCAAAUAUGUACAUUGUAUUCCACAGAAUUGUAUUGUUACAAUGUAACUAAUAAACUAAUGGACUAUGCAUAAAAAAAUGGACCAUCCAUACAAAAUAAAUCAAUGAAUUUUCCUGUA